Messenger RNA from Nycticebus coucang (slow loris), 1195 nucleotides. It is a transcript of the gene LSM1, whose product is annotated as LSM1 homolog, mRNA degradation associated. NCBI's taxonomy places the organism in Eukaryota, Metazoa, Chordata, Mammalia, Primates, Lorisidae. The record is from RefSeq and is a predicted model, not a curated record. Gene Ontology annotation, biological process: deadenylation-dependent decapping of nuclear-transcribed mRNA. Gene Ontology annotation, molecular function: RNA cap binding. The transcript is spliced from 4 exons. Bases 94 to 495 code for a protein of 133 amino acids. Gene Ontology annotation, cellular component: Lsm1-7-Pat1 complex; P-body.
GUCGGGAUUCCUGUCCCGGUCCUAUCAGCGCGGCGACUGGAAUAAGAGGAAGGAAAUUUGGGACGCGUUGGCUCACCGCAGCCUUAUUUCAAAAUGAACUAUAUGCCCGGCACCGCCAGCCUCAUCGAGGACAUCGACAAAAAACACUUGGUUCUGCUUCGAGAUGGAAGAACACUUAUAGGGUUUUUAAGAAGCAUUGAUCAAUUUGCUAACUUAGUGCUACAUCAGACUGUGGAGCGUAUUCAUGUGGGCAAAAAAUACGGUGAUAUUCCUCGAGGAAUUUUUGUGGUCAGAGGAGAAAAUGUGGUCCUACUAGGAGAAAUAGACUUGGAGAAGGAGAGUGACACACCCCUCCAGCAAGUGUCUAUUGAAGAAAUCCUAGAAGAGCAAAGGGUGGAACAGCAAACCAAGUUGGAAGCAGAGAAGCUGAAAGUUCAGGCUCUGAAGGAUCGAGGCCUUUCCAUUCCUCGAGCAGAUACUCUUGAUGAGUAUUAAGUCCUGUGCUCAGAGGCUGUUGCCCUUAAUGAGCAGGGGCUGUUCCUGAAUGAAAUCACAUCCUGGUCACCUCACACAUUGGUCCAGAGACUGUAGAAUUUUGAAAAGUCUUUUUUUUUUUGCAGUUUUUGGCCAGGGCCAGGUUUGAACCCGCCACUCGCGGCAUAUGGGGCCAUCGCCCUACUCCUUGAGCCACAGGUGCCACCCCAUUUUUAUUUUUAAUUCUUUCACAUAUGUAACAUGAAGAAAUCAUGUGGGGAUGGGCGGCGCCUGUGGCUCAGUCAGUAAGGCGCCGGCCCCAUAUACCGAGGGUGGCGGGUUCAAACCCAGCCCUGACCAAACUGCAACCAAAAAAUAGCCGGGCGUUGUGGCGGGCGCCUGUAGUCCCAGCUGCUCGGGAGGCUGAGGCAGGAGAAUCGCUUAAGCCCAGGAGUUGGAGGUUGCUGUGAGCUGUGUGAGGCCACGGCACUCUACAGAGGGCCAUAAAGUGAGACUCUGUCUCUACAAAAAAAAAAAAAAAAGAAAUCAUGUGGGGUUUUUGUUUUUUUAAAUAACAAAAUCAUUGUUUAAAGAAGCAGUGGCAUGGACUCCUUUCACACGUCACUGUGGAGCCAGCAACUACUGUUCUUUAUAUUGUUCUCCUUUAGAGUUUACAGGGGACAGUCUUCAUUUACUUGUAAAUAAAAUAUGAAUCUAAAAA